UAUCCACAAAUGGGUGAAGAAGGCCUUAACACUAGUCUUCUGCACCUCAAAUGGCUUCAAUAGCCUCAAACUCUCUACUUUGUUCUGCUUCUUCUUUGAAGCUUAACUGUUUCUCAAAGCCUUCUUCUCUGUCUGUAAAUUUUCAAUUUGCUCCCUCUACACCCAAAACCUCUCUUAAAUCUUCAAUAUCUAAUUUCCCACUUCUUUCCAGUACGAAGUUUAGGUUUCAACUGUACUCUGUUGUAGAAGAAAUAACAGUACAAGAAACUAAAGAUGAUGAAAUUCUAGAAGAAGAAGAAAAUAAGAAGAAGCUUUACGUUGUUAACAUACCCUGGACUGUAUCUGUUGCCGAUAUGAAGAGUCUUUUUGGCGAAUGUGGUACUGUCACUGAUGUUGAGAUCAUAAAGCAAAGGGAUGGAAGGAACAGAGGAUUUGCUUUCAUUACAAUGUCUACUGGGGAAGAAGCUCGUGUUGUUAUUGAUAAAUUUAAUGAAUAUGAAAUUUCCGGAAGAGUUAUUAGAGUGGAAUUCUCUAAAAGAUUAAAGAAGCCUUCUCCUCCUCCUCCUCCUGGCUUGGGUGUAAAAGAGACACGUCAUUUGCUUUACGUGUCCAAUCUUGCAUGGAAAGCUAGGGCAAGUCAUCUUAGAGAACUCUUCUCUACCUGUUCAAGUCCGGUUUCAGCUAGGGUUGUCUUUGACAGUCCUUCAGGAAGAUCAGCUGGGUAUGGAUUUGUCUCAUUUGCGACAAGGGAGGAGGCAGAAUCUGCCCUCUCUGCCUUGGAGGGAAAGGAAUUGAUGGGUCGACCUAUUCGUCUAAAAUUUAGUGAAAAAAGUACUGGUCAAGUUGUAAGUGAGCCAAAGGAAGACAAUGCGGAACCAGAAGAAGCGGAGGACACUAUUGACAAACCUGACGAGUCGUAGAUGAAACUUGUAACGAUUAUUAUCAACUAGGUCAAUACAAUUUUUUUACACUAACCUUAAUCUACAUCAUUUCACUAAAUCCGCAGAUAGUGAUGA
Molecule: messenger RNA, 1016 nt
Organism: Papaver somniferum (opium poppy)
Lineage: Eukaryota; Viridiplantae; Streptophyta; Magnoliopsida; Ranunculales; Papaveraceae
Product: 29 kDa ribonucleoprotein A, chloroplastic-like
Exons: 4
Coding region: 51-920 (289 amino acids)
Cellular component (GO): cytosol
Molecular function (GO): mRNA binding
Source: RefSeq, a predicted model, not a curated record